GCAAGGCCGCGGGGCCGGGAGGGAGGGAGGGAGGGAAAGGCCUGGACUUUAGGAGGAAGAGGGAGUGGGAGGGGGACGCCGGCUCCGGAAGGCGGCCAGGGAGUACAAGGGGAGAGAAGGGGCCGCAGUGGGAAUGUGGAAGGGAGGCGGCCCCGGGGGGAACCCGGAGGCAGCCGUAGAGAGCACAGGGGUUGAGCCGGGGGCACAAGGGAACCGGGGUCUGGAAGGUGCCCCAGGCCUCUUGGCCAGGGCCUCCCUGCCCAUCGCGCUCCCCUGGCCGCUGCCCCUGGCCUCCUCCGCGAUCACCGUGCUCCUUGGGGCGCUGACUCCCCUGUUCCUUUGGUACUGCUACCGCCUGGGCUCCCAAGACCUGCGGGCCCUGGGGGCUGGGACCCAGGCUGGAGGGGUCGGUGGUGAGCCCGGGGGAUGCCCUGAGUCUGGCAGCUCAGGGGAGCCCGGGGAGGGCCCAGGGACAGGAGGCCUAGUGAGCCGCCGGCUUCGGGCCUACGCCAGGCGCUACUCCUGGGCUGGGAUGGGGAGGCUGAGGCGGGCAGCUCUAGGCGGCCCAGGCCCGGGGGGAGGCCCAGCGGCCCCGGGCAUUCAGCGCCCAGGCCUGCUGUUCCUACCAGACCUGCCUUCGGCUCCCUUUGUGCCCCGCGAUGCCCAGCGGCAUGACGUGGAGCUCCUGGAGAGCAGCUUCCCUGCCAUCCUGCGGGACUUCGGGGCUGUGAGCCGGGACUUCUCAGGGACGGCCCCUCUGCCUCGGGGCUGGUCCCCGGCCCUGGCUCCUGGGUGCUACCAGCUCCUGCUGUACCAGGCAGGCCGGUGCCAACCCAGCAAUUGCCGCCGGUGCCCAGGGGCCUACCGGGCCCUGAGGGGGCUGCGUAGCUUCAUGAGCGCCAACACCUUUGGCAACGCAGGCUUCUCUGUGCUCCUGCCUGGGGCCCGGCUGGAGAGCCGCUGUGGGCCCACCAACGCCCGCGUCAGAUGCCAUCUGGGCCUGAAGAUCCCACGGGGCUGUGAGCUGGUGGUUGGGGGAGAGCCCCAGUGCUGGGCCGAGGGACACUGCCUCCUGGUGGACGACUCCUUCCUGCACACAGUGGCUCACAAUGGCUCCCCUGAAGAUGGGCCUCGAGUGGUCUUCAUCGUGGACCUCUGGCAUCCCAACGUGGCUGGGGCCGAGCGCCAGGCCCUUGACUUUGUCUUCACACCAGACUCAUGAAGGAAGGUGUUCCCUCAGACACCUGGACCAGAGACUUGCUUCACCGGGUCAGCCUGAGCGGCAGGCAGCCAGGACCUCCUCCCCACUGUGGGCAGGGGGCUGAGGUGGGAACUGGCCAGGCAGCACUGAAAUACAGACUGAAUUCUCUCCUAA
Heterocephalus glaber (naked mole-rat) is the source of this 1375-nucleotide messenger RNA. RefSeq names its product aspartate beta-hydroxylase domain containing 1 (gene Asphd1). NCBI's taxonomy places the organism in Eukaryota, Metazoa, Chordata, Mammalia, Rodentia, Bathyergidae. The record is from RefSeq and is a predicted model, not a curated record. Gene Ontology annotation, cellular component: membrane.